Messenger RNA from Schistocerca gregaria, 588 nucleotides. RefSeq names its product KIN17-like protein. Bases 1 to 588 code for a protein of 195 amino acids. The record is from RefSeq and is a predicted model, not a curated record. Lineage: Eukaryota; Metazoa; Arthropoda; Insecta; Orthoptera; Acrididae. The transcript has 2 exons.
AUGAAUGAUAAUUUAGAAACUGAUGUGCCGAGUGAUAGUAAAACCGAGGAGUUGCCAAAACAAACUGGCACUCCUGGAUUCAACCAGUUAGGAAUUAAUGACAAUAUUUCUUCUGGGCAAGGGACAGAAGUUAGCAAUGCUCAAGCUAUGUCCACACAGGAUAUGCUAACAGCAUUAUUUGAAAAGGUUACUAUUAAAGAGCAGGAGCCUGAAAAACAACGCGAGCUUAAAGAGCAGGAGCGUGAAAGACAAAGUCAGCAGGAAAAGGAAAAACGUAGACAGGAACAUCUUAUAGAAAAACAGCAACAAGAGCUCAGGGACCAAGAAAAGGAACAGAAAUUUAUGGAAAAUAUAAACAAUAUUUUCCUGGAAAGGGAUAAAGAAAUUGUCCGAAAGGAGAAACAAGACCUGCUGCAGCGCGACUUCUAUCCAGCAGCAGAUCCAAACCACGAUGCAGCCGACGGCAACCGACGCCCCACCGACUCGGCCGGGGGCGGUCCAGCAGCAGCCACUACCUGUCUUCGGUCCCAAGGCUCGACACGGGGCGGUCUUACGACGUCAGCAGCAAAUUCUUAUAACAUUCGAUAA